Colias croceus (clouded yellow) is the source of this 741-nucleotide messenger RNA. RefSeq names its product iron-sulfur cluster assembly 1 homolog, mitochondrial (gene MagR). The coding region runs from base 104 to 499 and encodes 131 amino acids. The transcript is spliced from 3 exons. Gene Ontology annotation, biological process: iron-sulfur cluster assembly. The record is from RefSeq and is a predicted model, not a curated record. NCBI's taxonomy places the organism in Eukaryota, Metazoa, Arthropoda, Insecta, Lepidoptera, Pieridae. Gene Ontology annotation, cellular component: cytoplasm; mitochondrion. Gene Ontology annotation, molecular function: 2 iron, 2 sulfur cluster binding.
AAAAUUUUGGCAGUCGAAUGGGACAAAUGAAAUGACAGCUGUCGCAUAUUUUCAAAAAUGUCACCAAAAUUAAUUGUGAUGAAAAGAAUAAAGUAAAAAUAAGAUGGCUACUAGAUCAAUAGCGAGUGCAACUGUAAGAGCAGUAAAAAAACGAGUAUUACCAUCGCGAGCAGCCCUUGUUUUAACACAGUCAGCUGUUCAGAAGGUGAAAGAAAUUAUGUCAAAGGAAGAGGCAAAAGGCUUUGUGGGCCUUAAAGUUGGUGUACGACAAAGAGGUUGCAACGGGUUAUCUUAUACCUUAGACUAUGCAAAAGAAAAAGGCAAACUUGAUGAAGAAGUGAAACAAGAUGGUGUGACAAUAAUUAUUGACAAAAAAGCCCAGUUAACAUUACUUGGUACUGAAAUGGAUUAUGUAGAAGAUAAAUUAGCAGCUGAAUUUGUUUUCAACAAUCCAAAUAUCAAGGGCACAUGUGGAUGUGGAGAAUCUUUUAGUAUUUAAAAUAGAAAAUGUAUAUAUUUUAAAUAAAACAUAUUGUUAGUCUUAUGAUUUAGCAAUCUUCUGUUAAUGCUUACUAAGUUAAGAAGUUAAGAAGUGUUACGAAGAAUAGUAUGUAAAUAAUUAAAAUAUUUUUUUUAUUAUUAUUUGUAGAUAAUAGUAGAUAUGAUGUUAAAUAUGACUGCACAUCGUUAAAAAAUCUUGUGUUUCUAUUAUCAUGAAUAAAAUGAACACAUCAAUUGAUA